Molecule: messenger RNA, 2338 nt
Organism: Pyricularia grisea
Lineage: Eukaryota; Fungi; Ascomycota; Sordariomycetes; Magnaporthales; Pyriculariaceae
Exons: 3
Coding region: 501-2138 (545 amino acids)
Source: RefSeq, a predicted model, not a curated record
CUUCGCUUCUUUGGACAUACCGUACCUGAGGGCACAUGUGCAUAUACUUACAACUUUUUAUCAAGGCUUCAUCCAACUGGAUGAUGAAAUUUUGGCCACCAUGCAAAGUCCUUCUACGCCUCUAAUAAACCAGAGAAGACGAAUCUAGUCUUGAAUGGUGUUUAUCCAUGUCGUGCUGCAUGGGUGAGGCACACCGGGGUUGACAUGCCCACUCUGCACGGCAAGACGGGUCCUUUGCGCCCACUCUAAGAAUGGCAAGGCUGUGCACCAUUGGCGGCAAUGUCGUCUUGGCCGUGUAGCUUUGGCGGCAAUGUCGUGUACCACCCCAUAAUAUCUCGCCAGUCUCGCCAGUCAUCCCCCAGCCAUGGUUGCGCCUUUAUAUUUCCUCAUUCCCCUUCAGACCCCACGUUGUGAGGGUCGCGGGCUUUCCCUCCGAAUAGAGGCCGAGCCAUUGUUUAUAUGAGAUUCUGGCGCUCCAAUACGUCAACAAAAUUCCAAUCAUGGCACAAUCACAGCCGCCAUCUUACCCUAGCAUGGCGGCCUCUCCAAUGGCGUACAGCAACCUUCCCGAGGUUUCUGUAAACGAUGCGCCCCAGGUGUAUGCACAUGAUGCGCCCCAGGCUUACACAAACGAUGCGCCCGAGGCGCUUCCACAUACAAUUAGUCCCCAGAACAUCAAGCAGGAAUAUCUUCCAGCCUUUUAUCAACAGCAACACGGUGCCACAAGUCCAUACUCAACAUCACCAGGGCCACAGAACUCGGUACUGUAUUACCCGCCGCCUUCUGAUGCAGAGCGGGCUCCAAGCCACAUAGGUCCGACGGAGGAGAAGAAGAAGGGCACUGUGGUGAUCAAGAGGAGGACAUGUAUAAUCCUAGCCAUCGUUCUGGCCAUUGUGGUCGUCGGUGCCAUAGUUGGUGGUGCCGUGGGAGGCGUGAUGGCCUCGCGGAACAACCAGGCGCAGCAAGGAGGGACGGGUACGGAUGGUGUCAACGGCGGCAGUGGUAACAAUGGAGGUGGUGGCAAUAAUGGGGGCAGCGGCGGCGGGGGUGGGAGCAACAACGGCACAUCAACUCCCAAAAACCCAAACGCAAUUCUUAUGGAGGAGUCUGGCAUCAGCGCGGUGAGCUAUACGGUCGACGGGACCGACUACAGGAUGGUCUUUUGGCAGCCUCAGAACAGCUCGGGCGAAAUCAAAUACUCAGCCUGGGACUCCAAGAACCAGAAAUGGGAGGUAGUUGACCUCAAGAGCAGGCUACAGGGCUCUGCCAAGAUUGAAGCCACGCCAGGGACGGCCAUUGCGACUGCCGUACAACCCGGUGAUUCCAAAAAUGGAGGCGGCAGCUUCACAUUGUCGGUCGUUUACAACGGCCCAUCGGGCUCUGUCCAAGAGUUGUCGACGUCAGACGUCAAGGGCAGCAGCUGGGAAAAGAUGACAUACACCAUACACGCCACGAAUCACUCCCAACUUGCUGCUCGAUGGGACGUCUGCCAGAACAACAAGUGUACCGGCACGUUGAUUGUGGCGUACGAGAACGAGAACAAGCAGAUCCGACUUCAUUAUCCACAUGUAGAGGUGUUGGAUACAACAAAACACACUGAUUUAUCCAAAGACAUGACGACGGGCAGUGGCAUCGCCCUGUCGGCAUUGACAACCGACAACAGAACCAACGAGGCCUCGAGCACAAAGGUUUACUACCAAAGUUAUGAUUUUCUGAAAGCGGAUAAAAGCGCCAAUUGGUUGAACGAGAUCACUCGUAACAUAGAUUUUUCGUGGCGAGAUCCCAAGAUUCCGAAUACUCGCGUAACUCUUCCCCUCGACAACCCACCGCAGACCUACGCGACAUCGUUCGAAAAACCUGGCAUGGGGCUUCUCUACCUCGCCGUCGUCCAGAGAUACCCGUCUAAUGGUCGUCUCACCAUGAUGCAUUGGACCGAUAAAGAGUGGAUUCUUAAAGAACCGAGGUCUUCGAAAGCUGUCCCGGGUGUCAGUCUCGACUCUCGGACCUCUGCUGUGAGUAUUUCUGCGGACUUGAAGGUAUAUGUCGUACCUGAUAAUUGCGAGUCUAUACAAAUAUUUGAUGUCGACAAGGAAGACCCAGGCACAUGGGAUCCUUCGGGCGAGGUUACAAUCAAAUAGACUUGAAGGGCGAUGUGGAUGUUUGACUACUGGUAUUUCUUCUUUGUCUACAUAAAUCAUGUAAUUCUAUUAAAUCUUCUUCAAUUUUCUGCAUGGCAUAGGAUUCACUCAAUAGAAUUGGUUUAUUUGAGUGGCUUGUAUUGUGGCUAUGAAAAGUGCCUUGCGCGAGUCCAAGUGCAGUUUUAGGGGAUUAAUUUAUC